Molecule: messenger RNA, 6733 nt
Organism: Hylaeus anthracinus
Lineage: Eukaryota; Metazoa; Arthropoda; Insecta; Hymenoptera; Colletidae
Gene: nompC
Product: serine/threonine-protein phosphatase 6 regulatory ankyrin repeat subunit A
Exons: 14
Coding region: 423-5693 (1756 amino acids)
Biological process (GO): calcium ion transmembrane transport; GPI anchor biosynthetic process
Cellular component (GO): glycosylphosphatidylinositol-N-acetylglucosaminyltransferase (GPI-GnT) complex; membrane
Molecular function (GO): calcium channel activity; protein binding
Source: RefSeq, a predicted model, not a curated record
CGGCCAAGCGGGUGAGCCGGUUAGGCCAGCACGCGUCGGUGCAGCCUGGUUGAAACAACCACGUUCGUACCAUUACCCCCGCGGUUUCGCGCGGUGGCGUGACAGUGAUUGGUCGAUCCUGUUUCCCAGCGAGAGGGUCGAGGGAAGGCGAACCUCGCGAGCCCUCCGCUACGUAACGUCUUCAGAAACGGCAGGAUAAACGCGCGGUUAGCACGCGGUACGUGGGACUCGCUCGACGUCGAAUUCGGUUCAUUGGCUUGUUUUCUACCCGUAGCCAUCGGUGACGGGUUCGUUUCGUGAACGCAGGCCACGCAGGGAAUCGUCGAAUCGACGCCAAUCGUCGUAGCCGAGAGGAAACGCGGAGUCGUUGGAUCGCGAAGCAUGUCGGGGCUCUACGAUGAGAGACCCACGUACGAGGUACCAUGAGCAGUAACAGCAAGAGGACCUCGGGCGGGAAGGACGAGAAGAAGAGUCUCUCGAGCAAAGAGGAGAGCCCCAUAUCUGCCAAGGAUGACGCAGGAGGAUCGUCCGCGACGGGAAGCGCCGGCGGAAGCGCGAACACGGAGGGAACGCAGCCAGGAAGCAAGCCUGGAUCGGCAGGAGCUACCACCAGGGAAGCCGCGCAAAAGCUCCUCGGGCUUGCCGCGCGCGGAGAAUGGGCACCGGUGGACCAGCUCCUCAAAUCUCUGGAGAAGGCGUCGCAGAACGUCGGAGAGGAUGGCACCGUCGCCCCUCUCACCAGCGUCUUGGACCCGGCGACGGGCAUGACACCCCUGAUGUACGCUGUGAAGGACAAUCGCACAGCGUUGUUGGAACGCAUGAUCGAGCUAGGAGCGGACGUGGGCGCCCGAAACAACGACAAUUACAAUGCUCUUCACAUCGCGGCCAUGUACUCUAGGGAGGACGUCGUUAAAUUGCUCUUGUCGAAACGAGGGGUCGAUCCGUACGCCACUGGAGGGCCCAGGCAACAAACCGCCGUGCACCUGGUCGCGUCAAGACAAACGGGCACCGCGACGUCGAUUCUUCGCGCGUUAUUGGGCGCCGCCGGCCGAGACAUCCGACUGAAAGUCGACGGGAAAGGAAAGAUUCCUCUGCUCCUGGCGGUGGAGGCUGGGAACCAGUCGAUGUGUAGGGAGCUGCUGGCUCAACAGGCGCCUGACCAGUUACGGGCCACUACUCCUACAGGAGAUUCGGCGCUUCAUCUGGCGGCCAGACGAAGAGACAUCGACAUGGUGCGGAUAUUGGUGGACUACGGAGCGACUGUGGACAUGCAAAACGGCGACGGACAAACUGCUCUGCACAUAGCAAGCGCGGAGGGUGAUGAGACCCUCGUCAAGUAUUUUUACGGGGUGAGAGCUUCAGCGUCCAUCACGGAUCACCAGGAUCGAACUCCCAUGCAUCUCGCGGCGGAGAACGGACACGCUUCCAUAAUCGAAUUGCUGGCCGAUAAGUUCAAAGCCAGUAUAUUCGAGAGAACAAAGGACGGGUCCACGUUGAUGCACAUAGCGUCGUUGAACGGCCAUUCCGAGUGCGCGACGAUGCUCUUCAAGAAGGGAGUGUAUUUACACAUGCCCAACAAACGGGGCGCCAGGUCGAUCCACACGGCGGCCAAGUACGGCCAUGUUGGAAUCAUAAGUACGCUGUUGCAGCGCGGGGAGAAGGUGGACGCGACAACCAACGAUAAUUAUACAGCGCUGCACAUUGCCGUGGAGAACGCAAAGCCUGCGGUGGUCGAGACUUUGCUAGGAUACGGUGCCGAGGUUCACGUUCGAGGUGGAAAGCUUCGAGAAACUCCGCUUCAUAUCGCAGCCAGAGUUCCAGACGGGGAUAGAUGCGCGUUGAUGUUGCUGAAAUCAGGAGCAGGUCCGAAUCUAACCACAGACGACGGCCAGACGCCUGUGCAUGUGGCAGCCAGUCACGGGAACUUGGCGACGUUGUUGCUGCUCCUCGAAGACGGUGGAGAUCCUCUGUACAAGUCCAAGAAUGGAGAGACGCCUCUGCACUUGGCCUGUAGAGGGUGCAAAGCAGACGUGGUGCGGCACUUGAUCCAGUUCGUGAAGGAGAGAAAGGGGCCGGAAACUGCGACCGCGUACGUCAACAGCGUGACAAACGAGGGAGCCAGCGCACUACAUUACGCCGCUCAGAUCGAACCAACGGAAGUCUGGAUACCUGGCAGCGAUCGCGCGGUCGUUCGAGCUCUCCUCGAGGGUGGAGCAGACGUGUCGUUGCAAACGAAGCAGGCCCAGGAGUCGGCUUUCCAUUAUUGCGCGUUGGCUGGAAACAACGAAGUUCUGUCAGAGAUGAUAAGCGGCAUGUCGGCUACCGAGGUGCAAAAGGCCUUGAACCGUCAGAGCUCAGUUGGCUGGACACCGUUGUUGAUCGCUGCGCAUCGCGGCCAUAUGGAACUGGUUACCACGCUACUGGCAAAUCACGCGAGAGUGGACGUGUUCGACCAAGAUGGACGGUCUGCUCUUCAUUUGGCCGCCGAGCAUGGCUAUCUUCAAGUUUGCGACGCGCUCCUGGCUAAUAAAGCGUUCAUCAACUCCAAGUCUAGAGUCGGUAGAACCGCGUUGCACUUGGCAGCAAUGAACGGCUACUCUCACCUCGUCAAGUUCCUCAUCCAGGACCAUGGGGCCGCGAUAGACGUUCUCACGUUGAAGAAACAGACACCGUUGCACUUGGCUGCCGGUGCAGGUCAACUGGAGGUGUGCAAGCUCCUGCUAGAGCUUGGGGCGAGUAUAGACGCGACCGACGACCAAGGUCAGAAGCCGAUUCACGCUGCAGCGAUGAACAACUACGCUGAAGUGGCUCAGCUGUUCCUGCAGAGGCAUCCAAGCUUAGUGAUGGCGUGCACCAAAGACGGCAACACCUGCGCACAUAUAGCAGCCAUGCAGGGGAGCGUUCGAGUGAUCGAGGAAUUGAUGAAGUUUGACCGCCAAGGUGUCAUCUCAGCGAGGAACAAACUUACAGACGCGACGCCUCUUCAGUUGGCAGCUGAGGGAGGACACGCGGAAGUCGUCAAAGCUUUGGUCAGGGCUGGAGCAUCCUGCGCCGACGAGAACCAAGCGGGAUUCACAGCUGUGCACUUGGCAGCCAAGUAUGGACAUGGUCAGGUACUGGAAGUCAUGAGGUCCUCGGUGUCUCUUCGCAUAUCCAGCAAGAAACUCGGCGUUACCGCUCUUCACGUCGCUGCUUACUUCGGUCAAGCUGACACCGUUCGAGAGUUGCUGACCCACGUACCAGGAACAGUGAAAUCGGAUCCUCCGACCGGUGGAUCCCUCGUAGGAGAGUUGGGAUCCGAAUCUGGCAUGACGCCGUUGCAUCUAGCUGCUUAUUCCGGGAACGAGAACGUCGUGCGACUGCUGCUGAACUCUGCUGGUGUCUUGGUGGAGGCAGCGACGACGGAGAAUGGUUUCAACCCUCUUCACUUGGCCUGUUUCGGUGGACACAUCACUGUAGUAGGCCUACUCCUCAGCAGAUCGGCGGAACUGCUGCACAGCUCCGAUCGCUACGGGAAAACUGGUCUUCACAUAGCUGCGACCCACGGUCACUAUCAGAUGGUCGAGGUCCUCCUCGGUCAAGGGGCGGAAAUAAACGCCACCGACAAAAACGGCUGGACGCCGUUGCACUGCGCCGCUCGAGCUGGUUAUCUCGAUGUUGUUAAAUUGCUGGUCGAAAGCGGGGCUUCGCCGAAGAGCGAGACCAAUCUGGGAUGCGCGCCGAUCUGGUUCGCCGCCUCGGAGGGUCACAACGACGUGCUCAAGUAUCUCAUGGAGAAGGAGCACGAUACGUACGCCCUGAUGGACGAUAAGAGGUUCGUCUAUAACAUGAUGGUCUGCAGUAAGAGCAACAACAACAAACCGAUCGAGGAGUUCGUGCUGGUGUCACCGGCACCGGUAGACACGGCGGCGAAGCUCUCCAAUAUCUACAUGAAGCUGUCGGAGAAAGAGAAGGAGAGGGCGAAGGAUUUGAUAGCAGCUGGGAAACAGUGCGAGGCGAUGGCCACGGAACUGUUGGCCCUGGCCGCGGGCGCGGACUCGGCUGGGAGGAUCCUCACGUCGAUGGACCGCAGGAACGUGGAAUUUCUGGACGUUCUGAUCGAGAACGAGCAGAAGGAGGUGAUCGCGCACACGGUGGUGCAACGGUACCUGCAAGAGCUGUGGCAGGGCAGCCUGAACUGGAACGCCUUCAGGACGAUUCUCUUGUUUAUCGCGUUCGUCGUCUGUCCGCCAGUCUGGAUGGUGUUCGCUCUACCUCUCGGACACAAGUACAACAACGUACCCAUCAUUAAGUUCAUGUCGUACCUCACGUCUCACAUUUAUCUGAUGAUCUUCCUUUUGCUGGUCGGCAUAAUUCCUAUAUACCCGGUGGUGAGACCGAGCCUCAGGCCGUACUGGUACGAAUGGUGUCUGCUCGUGAUGCUGUCGGGUCUGUUGCUCUUCGAGCUGACCAACCCCAGCGACAAGAGCGGCCUCGGAUGGAUCAAGUUGGCGGUGCUGCUCUUCGGUAUAUUCGGCGUGGCGUUUCAUCUGAUGGGCUUCGUGAUAGUUCAUCGACCAUACUGGCCGACUCUGCUCUACCUCAGGAACCAACUAUUCGCCUUAAGUUUCCUCCUGGCCUGCGUGCAGAUCCUCGAUUUUCUCUCGUUCCACCACCUGUUUGGACCGUGGGCGAUCAUCAUUGGCAACUUGAUGAAGGAUCUCGCGCGGUUCCUCGCGGUGUUAGCCAUCUUCGUGUUUGGAUUCUCGAUGCACUUCGUCGCGCUGAACCAAGCCUUCAGGAACCAGUCGGUUCAAGAGGCUCUUAUCGAGGACAAAAAGAAGAAGGGAGGGCCCCUCUUCCGCGACGAUUUUUUGGCCAAUGUUACGGAAUGGAUGAUGGAGACGCCGUCGACGGCGCCUCCUCGUCGCCAGGGCCGCUACAAGAAAAAGAAUGAGUGUUGUGACGAUAGCUCCCGAGAUAUCAGGAUGAGUCCCGUAUUGGCCGUUGAGUUAUUGUUCUUCGCCAUCUUCGGUCAGACGACCCACGAACAAUUCAAGGUCGAAUUAACGCAGCCCGAUUGGACCAGAGUUCUCUUCAAGCUCACCUUCGGUAUUUAUAUGCUGGUUUCGGUGGUCGUGCUGAUUAAUCUGCUAAUCGCCAUGAUGAGCGACACUUACCAACGGAUACAAGCUCAGUCCGACAUCGAGUGGAAGUACGGAUUGAGUAAGCUCGUUAGGAAUAUGCACAGGACAAGCACAGCGCCAUCGCCGCUGAAUCUACUGACCACCUGGUUGUCAUAUUUGUACAAGCUAUGCAAGAAACGCGCUGCGAAUAAACAACGACCGUCCCUCGUCCGCUUGAUGGGAUUACAGAGAACCGACGCGCUAUCCCCGCGUUCAAGAAUGGGCGCCAAGUGGCUGUCCAAGGUGAAAAAGACUCAGGUGGGCCAUAAGGACAGCGUCGCCCUAUCGGUCGUUCACCUGAGCCCUCUUGGUAGUCAGCUGUCGUUCAGUAACGCCGUCAGAAUCGACAACGUCGUUGAUUGGGAAGCGGUCAGACGAAAGUACCGAGAUCUCUACGGUGAACAUAUCGAAAAACAUGUCGAAGAAUCGAAAGAGUCCACGGAACCCGAUCCUCUAUCGGCGACCCUGGAGAACUCGUUGGUCGUUGUACCCACCGGAAACCAGCCAGCGGCUGCCACCUUUCCCUGAAUCGAUCGAUACGAUCGAUUUCAACGAUCGAUGUUUCGAAACAAGAGACGGCCAAUUUUACCACUGUUUUUCAACAUUGACAUGUACACUCUCUCGUCUCGUACGAUCUUUCUUAUCAAAAAUAAACGACCAAAUCGAUCGGAUCGUUUUGUGGUUCUUCCGUUAAGCGCGGACCUUUCAACCCUACUCGCGCCACGAUGUAACAUGAUUAUCGUUUCAGCCACGUUUUAGACACGAAUCCCGAGGAGGAAAUGACCUUCUGCGUAAGAACCUAACGAUACCUUCAAUGGUUAGUCUCUGUGCACCAUGUCACGUACUGUCUGCUGUUUGAAUGUCUCACCACUGAACCGAAAACAUGACUCCUUAAUCUAAGAUAUUUGGGCCUUUCAAGGCUCGAUUCUUUGUGGCUUUCGAGUGUCAACUGUAUUCUUUGCAACUGACUUCUUUAUGGGACAAAUAACACGCUAAUAUUGAGCGUGGUUUAUUCUAAACAAUAAAUAGUCAAUGAACCUAGCUUCGAUGCUGUCGAAACUUCGGAAUGUCUUAUCCAAAGGACACGGCUUACACUUGGAAGCCUCGGUUGGUAUCAACCAUAAUUCUUCAAUUUAUCAACGAACGAACAAUUCAGACUGAACGCAUGCAUGCAUGGCUGCUAGCUCGACCAUCACGACGCUUGCAAACUUAACGAAAUUGAACGGAUACUCGCAGUACUUGACUCGUGAAAUUGUUGUAACAACCGUCCGCCGAACGAUCAGCUUCCUAUCGAUCAGAACACGCAUUCUACAUCGUUCACUCACGAUAUCUUGAAUUUCGAUAUCAUCGAUGCCGAUUCGACUGUCACUCAUAAGCCGUUUGAAACGUUCGAAAUUCAUCAGCGAUCAUCCACAAUCAUGCUUCCUCUCCUAAUACACAGAUCAUCCCCAUUCUCCUUUGGUUUUCCUUUUCAUCUCCAUCGCAUGCGCCGCAUAUCAUGGUGCGCAUAUUUCUUUCUUUCGACUCAGAGCUGAACAAUUUGAUUUUAAUUAUUUGUAUCUUGUAUA